UCUAUCUGCACUUCAAAUGAACUAACUCUGUCACAGAAAGGUGCUUAAUAAUUUUGUAUAAGACACUUUCAGUUAUUCCAAUUAAUGCUUGAAACUCAACAAAUAUUAGAAAAUAUUUAGAUCUGUAUCCACACUAUACAAGUGUAAGGCUAUUAGGAAAAAUAAAAUACACUCGUUUCUUUGGUAUCUAAAUUUGAGCGCUACGUUUACUGCCAGUGUUUAUAAUGUAAGAGCUUGUUUGCUCUUGGCAGUGAGUCAUUUAGUGACCCUCUCCUUAAAAGUAUAUAGACAGAUAAAAAUCCUCUUGGCACCUAGAGCAUAUCAGAUACCUUUUAAGUCUUUUGUACCUUUUUUGUACAUAAUCUUUUGUGUGGUCUUUACACUGGCUGGCUUCUUGGCACCAUAGCACCUAACCUGUUCCACCCAUAUUUGGUUUGAUUGUCUUUAUCCUGUUCUAUUUAUACACACCCUCAGCUAAAUAUAUAUAUAUAUUUCAUAUACAAAUUAGGGUACUGUUGGUUCAUUAUAUAGACUUACAGUGCACUCCACUAAUAUUGGUACCCUUGGUAAAUAGGAGCAAAGAAGGCUGUGUAAAAUUGUCUUUAUUGUUUAACCUUUUUAUCUUUUGUUAAAAAAAAAAAAUCACAAAAAUACCCUGCUUUCGUGGAGAUCAAACACUCUGAGUCUUCUCCUAUAAUGCCUGAUGAGGUUGGAGAAUACAUGGCAAGGGAUCUGAGACCAUUCCUCCAUACAGAAUCUCUCCAGACCCUUCAAAUUUCGAGGUCUACGCUGGUGGACUCUCCUCUUCAGUUCACCCCACAGGUUUUCAAGUCAGGGGACUGGGAUGGCCAUGGCAGGACCUUGAUUUUGUGGUCAAUAAACCAUUUUUGUGUUGAUUUUGAUGUAUGUUUUGCAUCAUUGUCCUGCUGGAAGAUCCAAACACUGUCCAUUUUAAGCUUUCUGGCUUUUCAUUUAAUAUCUGUUGAUAUUUGUUAGAGUCCAUGAUGCCAUGUAUGUCCAGGUCCUCUGGCAGAAAAACAGCCCCAAAACAUAAAGGAACCACCACCAUAUUUAACCAUGCGUAUGAGGUACUUUUCCAUAUGGCUUCCUCUCUGUGCACUAAAACCAUCUCUGGUGUUCAUUGCCAAAAAGCUCUAUUUUGGUUUCAUCUGACCAUAGAACCCGAUCCCAUUUGAAGUUCCAGUAGUUUCUGGCAAACUGAAGAUGCUGGAGUUUGUUUUUGGAUGAGAGAAGAGGCUUUUUCCUUGAAACUCUUUCAAAGAACUUGUGGUGAUGUGGGUGACUUUGAAUUGUAGUUUUGGAGACUUUCUGACCCCAAGACGCAAUUAACUUCCGCAAUUAUCUAGCUGUCAUCCUUGGAGAUUUUUUGGCCACUCGAACCAUCCUCUUCACAGUGCAUUGAGAGAAUAUAAACACACUUCCUCUUCCAGUUUGAUUCAUAACAUUUCCAGGUGACUGGGACUUCUUAAUUAUUGCCUGAAAGUGGAAAUGGGCAUUUUCAAUGCUUGUGUUAUUUUCUUAUAGCCACUUCCCAUUUUGUGAAGCUCAACAACCUUUUGCUGCACAUCACAGCUAUAUUCCUUGGUCUUACCCAUUGAUAUGAAUGACGGGGAAUUUGGCCUGUGUGUUACCUCAUAUUUAUACCCCUGUGAAACAGGAAGUUAUGGUUGAACAAUUUCCUGUUCCUAGUUACCCAGAUGUACUGAAAAAUUUUAAAUAUCAAUGGGAAUAUACUUCAAAUAUAUAUUUUUUUCAUAUGAAUUCAUAGGGGUGUUAUAUAGGUGUACAACACUGUUGCACACCUAUAUUUAUCAAAUAUUUUUUAUAAACCUGUGUUUUGUUUGAAAUUGUAUGAUAUCCAUUGUUCACAUAUAAAUUCAUAUAAAUUCAAUUGAACCAAAUCAAAUUUUAACAGCCUUCUUUGCUCAUAUUUACCAAGGGUGCCAAUAUUAGUUGAGGGCACUGUACUGAUAGAAUUUACUGUAUCUUCAAAAUGCCAUCCAUACUCAUCCAUGACACUGCAGGUACAGACCCGUUGGUGCACUAUAUCCAUGUUUAACCCCCAAGCUGGUGAGUGUACAAUGCCUGGUGAAAGCUGUCCUGGAUUGCACCAACAUUUCUCAGAAAAGACUGUUACUUUGGAGGAAUUAAGAGGCAUAAAUACUGUAGCUGCGAUAUUGCUAGUUUAUUGUUAUUGUAAAUUAAUAGCAUGUACGCAUGUAUAGACUUAGCACUAGGCAAAGGUAAGCAACUGCGUAGGGCCCCCAGAAGCCAACAGCCCCCUAAAAAUGCAAAUUAGAUAUAUUCUUAACUAUUAACGCUAAAUAACGUAUGUUGAAAAUUUAAAUAUCUUUGUUAAAACAUUUAAUAGGGCCUCAUUCCUAUAUUUUGCCUAGGGCCCCUGAAUCACUAAAUCCCUCUGCCACUGCAUAUCGAUGAAAUUUUCUAUUGUGACCAAAUCAACCACAUACCCAGGACAUAUUGUACAGUAAAUCAUCUAUUCUAAACCAGGAAUUUUACAAACCAAUUUGCUAUCAUGGUUAUUCCUAACCUAAUUAGUACGAAAACGAAUUGCUUUCAGGGCCAUCUCAAUGUACUAUUGAGUAUCUACUUUCUAUUUCUAUUGAAACUCAGUGGUGCCUCUGGAAGAACCUGCAAAACCCUCUUAAAAACAGUUCAUUAAGGGUUCACUGGGUUCUACUUUCAAAUAGGAAAAGCACUUUGUUGUAAGGUCCCUCUAGAGCUGAAGAAUGCUUAAGGUGUCUAAAUUUCAUGUAGUGUAGGCCUGUACAAUGCAUGUCUUGGGACUGAGGGAGGAAACUAGAGUACCUUGAGGAAACCCCCAAAGCAUGGGGAGAACUUGCAAACUCUGCGCACACACACAGGGUGGCGCUGGGAAACAAACCCCCAACCCUAGAGGUUUAUCCUAUCACAGUAUGUACUGGUUUUCCAUUUCAUAUGCCGUAAGCUUUCAGACUAAGUAUCCUUGGGCGCUUCUCUCUAUAGUUCCCUAGUGUAGAUAUUUACAGCCACAGAUAGGAAUAUUUAAAUUUUAUUAUAAUGACCUUAGCUUAAUCACGUUUCAUUAUAUCAGAAUUUCGUUUAUUUGAUGGUUUUUAUUUUAUUCAUAGACUAUAUCUACCGCAGCGGAUUUUUGAGUGUUCUUUCGGUAUUAGUGUGAGAUCAGCAUGGCGGAGGGAUUUGCACAUUGUGUCUCUGAAGCUCUAAAAUGAUGAUGAGUGUUGGUCCUCACUCUUGCACACACACACGCACGCGCGCGCUCGCGCGGACUUUUGCAGUGGAGCGCAGUGUUCAGACACACACACAGGAUUUAGUCGGCUCUGUUACUAUGGCUGGGAAAGAACAUUAGAGUUAUAGGAUACAUGAGAUUUUAUUUAGGCUAUACUUAGAACAUUUUAUUUAACUUCGUGGAUUUUGGAGAUUCGUUCAUUUCCAGAUAUCUUCAAAGAUGCUGCUGUCCAAAUUUGGAUCUUUUUCUCACAUUUGUGGUACGACUAACAUUGACCACUUGCCGGUGAAAAUUCAGCUGCAAUCAGCUAAAGUGGAGAAGGAGCAGUUUGAUAAGGUGUACCAUGUGGGCUCGGUGCUGGGAAGCGGUGGAUUCGGGACUGUGUACGCCGGCACUCGCGUUUCAGACGGUUUGCCGGUCGCUGUUAAACACGUGGCCAGGGAAAGAAUUUCCGAAUGGGGCACAAUUAACGGCUCACUGGUCCCGCUGGAGAUUCUCAUGAUGAAGAAAGUGGGAAACACAUUUCAGGGUGUUAUUAAACUGAUCGAUUGGUACGAGAGGCCUGACGGGUUUUUGAUCAUCAUGGAGCGGCCGGAGAUGGUUAAGGAUUUAUUUGACUAUAUCACCGAAAAGGGCGCACUGGAUGAGGACACAGCCCGGGGAUAUUUCCGCCAGGUCUUGGAGGCUGUGCGACACUGUUACAGCUGCGGUGUCAUACACCGGGACAUUAAAGACGAAAACCUGCUGGUCGAUUUACGCACAGGAGAGCUUAAACUCAUCGACUUUGGCUCAGGGGCCAUUCUCAAGGAUACCGUGUACACUGAGUUCGAUGGUACAAGAGUCUACAGCCCACCAGAAUGGAUUCGCUACCACAGGUACCAUGGACGCUCUGCAACGGUGUGGUCACUUGGUGUGCUGCUGUAUGAUCUGGUUUGUGGAGACAUACCAUUUGAGCAUGACGAUGAGAUUUUGAAAUGUCAUCUCUUCUUCAGAAGGACAAUCUCCCCUGAGUGUCAGCAACUCGUCAAGUGGUGUCUUAGCUUGAGACCAUCGGACAGACCUACAUUGGAACAAAUAUUUGAGCAUGAGUGGAUGCAUACAGAGAAAGACUCAAAACCUCUGACUGGGGACAUCACACUUCAUGCAAUCCGCACAGACUCGUCAUCCAGCACAAGUUCAAGCAAGGAAAGCCUCUGACAGCAACGGAUAUACUAACUGAUCAUUUAUCACCCAAAAUAGUUUGGACUUAAUUUUUUUUUGUUUCAAGUGAAUAUUUUUUUUAACACUCAUGGGAAGUGCAAAUGCAGUAAUGCUAGCAACCCUAUGGCCAUACUCUUUGCUCUUAUAGAGCCUAUUAUUUUAAUUUAGUUUGAACUGUUACUUACUAGUGCCUUUUUCAUCCCUAGAAAGCUGCUUGGUGGGACAAUAAAAACUUUUUAUUUGCUCCCUC
Molecule: messenger RNA, 4721 nt
Organism: Ictalurus punctatus (channel catfish)
Lineage: Eukaryota; Metazoa; Chordata; Actinopteri; Siluriformes; Ictaluridae
Gene: pim3
Product: Pim-3 proto-oncogene, serine/threonine kinase
Exons: 7
Coding region: 3491-4468 (325 amino acids)
Biological process (GO): regulation of mitotic cell cycle; protein autophosphorylation; negative regulation of apoptotic process
Cellular component (GO): cytoplasm
Molecular function (GO): protein serine/threonine kinase activity; ATP binding
Source: RefSeq, a predicted model, not a curated record